Auanema sp. JU1783 is the source of this 1695-nucleotide messenger RNA. The record is from the annotation of a GenBank genome assembly. NCBI's taxonomy places the organism in Eukaryota, Metazoa, Nematoda, Chromadorea, Rhabditida, Rhabditidae.
AUGCCUAAAAUUAGAAAAUGUGACUGGAUUUUAUUCAUCAUUGCUGUCUUAUGCGCAGUGGCAUCAAUUGUCACAUGGGUCACCUUCCCAAUUAUUUAUCCUAACUCAGUCAAAUCGCAUUUACAAUUUAAACAGAAUAAAGAUUUCAGCUUAAGCUUAUCUGCUUGGCUAUUCUCACAUCCACCAAUUACAAAUGUGAUGAACUUUUAUUUUUUCAAUGUCACAAAUCCCGAUGAAAUGAUUUACGCUGGAGCAAAGCCAAUGCUCAUCGAAAUAGGUCCUUAUGCUGUCAUUGAGACAGAAGAAAAGAAGUAUUUGAACUUCUCGAAAGAUUCAACCAUGGUUUUCUAUCAAAAUUAUAAAAAAUAUGUGAUUCAUAAGGAACUGUCGUGUCCUGGAUGCUCUUUCGAUUCCAUCUUCACCAUCCCAAAUCCGCCUGAGACGGGAGCUGCCGCUGAUAUGUACAACCCGAGGUAUAAUGUCACACCAACAACUCGGAUCAUCAUAGCAGCCUCAUUGCUUUUACUUGGAGAAUAUCCAUUCAUCAGUCAAUCAGUCGGAGAUAUUCUGUUUGAUGGAUAUGACGACGCUUUGUUAUCUGCCGCCCAUUCGAAUAUAGUCAACAUAUUGACUGGGCUGAAUGGAGGAGUGACGGUCAUACCCAUUCCAGUACCUGCCAUGCCACGUAUGGGGUUUUUCCAAGGAUAUAACAAUACCAACGAUGAAAGCUAUUGGGUGAAAACAGGAAAAGAAAAUAUAGAUGAAAUAGCAAAAGUUGUUACAUGGGCUAAUGUAAGUUCUUUGCCACAAUCGUGGUGGACAACUGAUUAUGCUCGAAGUAUUCGUGGAUCAGAUUCGGCUAGCUUCUCCAAGAUGCAUUUAAAGAAAACUGAUAUUAUCGAAGGAUUUCAGUCAUUCCAAUGCCGUUCAUUUAAUGCAACAUACUUGAAAGAAGAAACUGUCCAUAACAUUCCUGGCUGGAUAUACUCUGUUCCAUAUGAGGAAUAUGAUACAACAUCAGAUCAGAAUAGAGGAUUCCGAUAUGAAAACAGUGAAAAAGUCAACUAUUACCCUGAUUGGCCGGCCUGUCCACAAAAAAACAGCAGUGAAUGUGCUCAACAUGACAAAGUCGAUUGCUCAGCUUCCAUAAACUUUUGUCAUAAUUGUUGCGAAAGAUCCUUUGUGAACGGGACUUACCUGCUCCCACCUGGAAUGUUUCCGCUCGUUUGCUAUCCUGGCAGAUUACAACCAUCUCCUUUCUCAGUCAUGUACUCUCCCCCACACUUUCUUUAUUCGCCACCUGAAGUCAUCAAUUCUGUAUAUGGUUUAAACCCAUCGUAUGAGAAGCAUUUGCCAAUGCUGUACACCCACGAACCUUACUCAGGAACAGUUUUAAAGGUUAUAUAUCAAUUAAUGGUCUCAACACCAGUUUUUGCCAAUCCGAUCGUUGUCACAAACAUGCAUCUGCCGAACAGCAUUGUUCCCAUGUUUUGGCAAGGAGCCAAUGCCAUCUUAUAUGACAGUGUCUACAACGAAGUUUGGUUAGGCUUCGUGCUUGUCCCUAAGCUGGUCGACGGAAUCAAAUAUUUCUUAUUAGCUUUAUCACUAUUUAUAAUACUAGUAAUUGCAUUUUUGCUUUUCAAACGACGUAAAUCAAAAGCUGGUGAUAUGGAAGACACGAUGGUGACGCUCUAA